This is a messenger RNA of Hyposmocoma kahamanoa, 1523 nucleotides long. RefSeq names its product protein cortex-like. NCBI's taxonomy places the organism in Eukaryota, Metazoa, Arthropoda, Insecta, Lepidoptera, Cosmopterigidae. Gene Ontology annotation, biological process: positive regulation of ubiquitin protein ligase activity; positive regulation of anaphase-promoting complex-dependent catabolic process; anaphase-promoting complex-dependent catabolic process. The transcript has 9 exons. Gene Ontology annotation, cellular component: anaphase-promoting complex. The coding region runs from base 142 to 1479 and encodes 445 amino acids. The record is from RefSeq and is a predicted model, not a curated record. Gene Ontology annotation, molecular function: anaphase-promoting complex binding; ubiquitin ligase activator activity; protein binding.
CUGAAAAUAAAAAUCGUUAUCAACGAUAAAAAAAUAAACUUAAAAACUAGUCUUUUCUUAGUGCUAUUAAAAGAAUAAAUAUAAAUUGAUAGCAAAAAGUGAAUCUUAUUAACUUAAUAGUGACGUCAUUACAUUCAAAAUAUGGAAGAAAAUUUAUUCGCAACAAAAAACUCGAAGGUGGACAAUCGCGGUGUGGAUAGAUUUGUAUUACCCCGUCACGUAUUGUCUGACAUACGUAUGCGACAACACUAUUAUAAUUCUCUGGAGAAAGUGGACAUUUGGGAUAUAAAGCAUCAGCAACAAAAGAAAUACAAGAACUACCUUACGACGAAGUUAGGUUUAAAACAGCAAUUGAAAUUUCCCAAAGACGAAGUGAGCGAGCAGCCAUGGCCUUGCGUGCCAAGAAAACAAUCAUAUUUAUCGUCGGCUUAUAAUAUUUUGGACCUGCCCCAUUUGAGCUACGCUUUUUAUCCAGAGAUUCUCGACUGGGGUGCGGGCAAUAUCUUAGUAGCAGCUCUGGGCAAGACGUAUCAUAUGUUCAGCUGGCAAAACCAAAGGGUGACAGGUCACGGUUUCUCCCGGUAUAUGAUUAACUGCUGCAAGUUCAAUCCGCAAGGGGAUGUGUUGUUGAUAGGAACAAAUGCUAACUUCAUGGAGCUACACGACAAAACAUGGGUCAAGCGCUCUCCAGAGGCCUACUGUAAGUGUAAAGUGCGCCACUUCAUCUGUGCCAUCACCAGCAUCGAUUGGAGUCCUACCGGCAACUCUUUCGUUGCAGGCUGUUCACGAGGGGCAGUAAGUGCAUUUGACCAAUUUGGGUUCCACUGCAGCCGCUGGAACGGCAAAGGCCGGUCGGUCAUCAUGGCGGUGAGGGUGUCUCCUGACGCUCGUUACGUUGCCGUGGCGUCCAUGAACUCCUCCGUUGUGCAUAUACUAUUGUGGCCGUCUUUGAAGUACUAUUCCAAUUUGGACGUCAAUUGGUUUGUCAAAUCUAUAGUCUGGCAUCCCUGGCGCAGUGCGUUACUGGGAGUGGGCGUAGCAGUCCCCGACUUUCGGACAAUGAUCGUCUUGUGGGAAACCCCGUCGGGUAGACUGAGGCACACGAAUCUCGGAAACUACUACGAAUACAAUUUAGACUGUAUGCUGUUCAGCCACAGGACUGGAGAGAUGGUGCUCAGUUUGUGGAACCCAGCCAGGGAAAUGCAAAAUCCGAAGGCGUCUACACAGUUGGUGGUGAUGAGUGACCCGUCUACGGUAGUCGACCAGUCGGGCAUUGGCCGUGGAGACAUGGAUCGCGUGCAGACCAUGGUCUUUAGCCCUGACGGGACUAAACUGGCGACAGCUACUUCCGACGAAGACUUGUUGAUCUGGAACUUUCUCCCAGAAGAUAAAACUAAAAAGAAAGUAACAAAAUCAAGAAAAUUCUCAACUUUACCGGUCUACAUGGACGCGUUAACGCAAGGAUUUGUUUUACGCUAGAAUGUUUUAAGAAUUUUGUCAAUAGUUAAACAAGUAUUGGUUAA